UUGGUUUGACUGACGUGCGAACGAUUGCGUGCGGAGGGGCGUGGACUCGGCGCUCAUAGUCCCGCCCCCUCGGCUUGAUGGACGUGUGCCCUUGAGCUCUCUGGAGAAAUUAAUCGCAAAGUGUUCGCUAUGGAUGACGCGUCCAAACGCGCGCUUCAAGCAGAAGUCGGCGCGCUGCUGAGCUCGGUGUCGGUGUGAUUACCAGAUUAUCGCUGUCCCGCGGGAGAACGCAACGCAACGCAACGCAACGGGCCAUUGCUGUGGCGGCGUGGGAAAAGUUUCUCUUACGUGACUCGCAGUCGCGUCGCGUCGCGUCCGGAAUAAUCGGCGUCCAUGCAGCAACGCGGAGCGGCUAUGAUUGUGAACGGAGUCGCGGAGCUCUGAGGUCUGAUCAUGGAGCAGCGCAACGGGACGCGACGCUCCAAGCCGCCGCAGCUGCGCAUCAACGCGCCGAGCACCGCGCGAGAGAGAGCGGCCAGUGUGGAUCCGUACGGCUUCGAGCGCUCCGAUGAUUUCGACUAUGAGUCCUACGAGGAGCUGAUGUCCGAGUAUCUGGCCGUUCUCACCAGGAGGUCCAUCAAGUGGUCCAAACUUCUGCAGGGGAAGCGGCGAGUGGACCGGAACCUGAAGGUGAAGCGGUACGUACGUAAGGGCGUCCCAAACGAGCAUCGUCCGCUGGUGUGGAUGACAGCGAGUGGAGCGCAGGAGCGUCUGGAGAGGAACCCCGGCUACUAUCAGUCUCUGCUGGACGCUCAACACGACCCCAGACUAGUGGAGACCAUCCGCACCGAUCUGCACAGAACUUUCCCGGAUAACAUUCACUUCCGUAAGUCGGCGAAUCCAUGUCUGCAGAAGGAGCUGUUUAACGUGCUGCUGGCGUACGGACAGCACAAUAAAGCAGUCGGUUACUGUCAGGGAAUGAACUUCAUCGCAGGAUAUCUGCUCAUCAUCAGUAAGGACGAGGAGACGUCGUUCUGGCUGAUGGAGGCGCUGCUGGACAGAAUCCUGCCAGAUUACUACACCCCGGCCAUGCUGGGUCUGAAGGUGGAUCAGGAGGUUCUGGGAGAGCUGGUCCGGCUCAAGGCUCCGGCGGUCUGGAGGCUCCUGCAGGAUCACGGUGUCAUGUGGACUCUAGUGGUCUCGCGCUGGUUCAUCUGCCUCUUCAUCGACGUUCUGCCGGUGGAGACGGUUCUGCGGAUCUGGGACUGUCUGUUCUACGAGGGAUCUAAGAUCCUGUUCCGUGUGGCUCUGACGCUGAUCCACCAUCAUCAGGACGAGAUCCUGCAGGCGCAAAACCUGCCAGACGUCUGCGAGUGCUUCAAACGCAUCACCAGAGGAGCCUUCGUGGAGGACUGCCACGCUUUCAUGCAGAGGAUCUUCCAGGAGCCCGGGAGUCUCUCCAGGUCCACGGUCACUAAACUGCGUCAGAGCUGCCGCGCUCAGAUCACGGCCGGAGAAUCCUGACGCUCAAACAUUCCCUCUGAGAGUGUGCUCGCUCAGUAGUGUGCACUCACAGACUCUGUCAUAAAGAUGUAUUUUCUUACAUUUGUAGAUGUAGAAGAAUCACAGAUGCUGGACUCGAUGUCUUUAAUACUUCCUCUUCUUAGUCUAAGACCAAUAAUACUGUGACUUACAGCUCUUCCAGACUGAUGUGUGUUUGAGCACAAGCACCAUCUGCUCCAACCCUGCAGCUCACUUCCAUUAAAGCUAAAUAGUCGAGAAAUACAUUUAUAUAAGCAUAGCUGAUAUUUGUUUACAAAACUAAUUUAAAUAAUUUAUGCAAAUGCCUUUGACAAAAAUAAAAAAUCAUAAUAAA
Molecule: messenger RNA, 1816 nt
Organism: Onychostoma macrolepis
Lineage: Eukaryota; Metazoa; Chordata; Actinopteri; Cypriniformes; Cyprinidae
Gene: grtp1a
Product: growth hormone regulated TBC protein 1a
Exons: 8
Coding region: 394-1464 (356 amino acids)
Source: RefSeq, a predicted model, not a curated record